AUGCCGCCACUACGGCCGACGAAGACGCGUGCUUCGAGCCUGGCGGCUUCUACCGGCCUCCUCAUGGCGAGUGGCGUUCUCGGAGCUGGCUUUGACUCGUCGACCAACAUAGCUGCUUAUUGGGGUCAAAAUUCUUACGGACAAGCCAAUGGACCUCAAGCGCAACAAAGCCUUGCAACGUAUUGUGCUGAUACUGACGUUGAUAUCAUCCCCCUAGCUUUCAUGAUACAAAUGACGGGGGGCUACAACUCACGAUACAACACAUCUAUCAACUCAUACUUUGGGCUGAACCAGACGGUCGUGGCGAAUGGGUCUGACGAUACGACAGCAUCAGGAACCGGACUCCUCGACUGUGGAGAAACCAUUGGCCAAGACAUAACAACUUGCCAGGAACAGUACAACAAGACGAUUCUGCUGAGCAUCGGUGGCGCCACGUACACGGAGGGUGGAUUCGCGAGUGAAGAUGCUGCCAUAUCAGCCGCAGAAAUGGUCUGGAGGACUUUCGGUCCAACUGCUGAUGGCGCAGAAUCUGCAUCUCCCGUUGCUGUUCAAGCCGAUGCCCUUACAACCUCUCUGUCCGCAUCCGAUGCUCAAGCCACCACCGGCACUCAGACCCAGAAUGACCUCGAUGACAGUUCGCUGUCAUCCGAUACCAUUGAUGCUGCCGCCGAGACUGGCACAGCGCAGGCAUCCAGUGCUCAAGCGGCCUCUUCCAGCGCGAAUGCCACAGGCCAACAGCAACCUGCAGGCAGCGGCGUUGAAUUUGUGACUGGGGACGAGAAUCCUGGCUCAGCGCUCAACCCCUCCGCUACGGCAACGUCGACAGGCAACGAUGCAAUGGAUACAAACACCAUUCCAACUGUCAACCCAACCAAUGCGGAGGCAGAGGCAGACCCAACAGACUCCGCCGCCUCCUCGAAUUCCGCUGCCGCCUCAGAAUCUGCUGCUGCUCAAGACGCGUCUCUGCUGUCUUUUGUGACUUCGACUGUGUACCGCACCUCUACCACGACGGAAUUCGCGAGCGGAGCUGCAGCUACCGGCGAGGUCAACGCCGUCGCCAAUGCCAAUGUUUCCUCGAGCACUGUCGCAUCAAACUCCUUCGCUAAUGUCACUACUGCCCGCCUGAGACGCCGACAAGCCGCUCCAGUUCUCCGACCAUUCGGCAACGCAGCUGUUGACGGCUUCGACAUUGAUAUCGAGUCUGCAACGCAAAACUUCUUGCCAUUUGUCCGACGCCUUCGCGAGCUGAUGGACGCCGAUGCCAGCAAGCAGUUCUACUUGACAGCUGCACCACAGUGUCCUUACCCAGAUGCCGCCGUCUCAGAUCUUCUCGAUAGCGAAGUCAGGUUCGACGCUGUUUUUGUGCAGUUCUACAACAACUACUGCGGCGUGCAAUCCUACACCAACACCUCCGACGCUCAGGCCAAUUUCAACUUCGACGCCUGGGAUACCUGGGCUAAGAAUGCUACAUCGCGUUAUGCUGCCAACAGCACUAGCCUGACCAAGAGACAGUCGUCCGCCGCUCCUGCAUCAGUCAAGGUCUUCCUCGGCGUGCCGGGCGGUGUGACUGGAGCUGGAUCAGGCUAUGCUACUAUUGAGCAGUUGACGCCCGUUAUCGAAUACUCGCAGAGGUUUAAGAGUUUCGGCGGUGUAAUGGUGUGGGACAUCACGCAAGCGAAGGCGAACGAGAAGUGGUUGCCUGGCGUGAAGCAACUCCUGGUCAACAAUCCUAAUGGCCGCAUGGAUGCCAUAAAUGGUACGGCUAUCAACGGACAGGCAUCCAAUUCCACCCAGUCCUUGGCCUCUUCUGCUACCGACGCUGCCACCACGGAGUCUGCCAGCGCAGCGUUGUCAUCGAACUUGGCAAACUCGACUGUUGCUACAUCUAGCGACGAGAGCACCGACGCGUCUGAAGCCGAUGAUUCUGCGUCCUCGUCUGGAUCUCUGGAUUCUGCUGACGUCUCGGGUGCCAAUGCUUCAACUUCUGCGGGUGCUGAUGCAGCUGCGAAUACAGACUCUGUCAAUGCGGCAGCAACAGAUCUGGCCGCCGCCGCCAGUACCUCAGCUUUGGUUGCCUCUGCUGCUGAUGGUACAGCGGCCACACCAAGUGCUUUUCCAACCGACAAUGCCGCUUCCAACGAUUCCGCCGCUGCCAGCACCGCCUCGGACUUGGCCGCCACAGCUGCAUCGGCAACUCUCACUGAAUACGUCGCAUAUGGAGCGACAUACACGGCUUCUGUCGUAGCUGGAGCAUCGUACACGGAUUACCUCGUGGAUGGUUCGACCUACAGAGUUUCUGUGGACGCCGCCGGAGCAACACAGACGGACUUCAACCCAACUGCUGCUACAGACUCUGCAGCAACAGCUACAUCGGCAAACGAUGCAGCGUUGAAUGGCACAGUGGCAAAUGCUUCGGCAGCGAAUGCCACCGCAACCAACGCGUCCGCAGCGAAUGGUACAGCAGCGAAUGCUUUGGCGGCAACGGCUUCAGCAGCGACUCUAACGGAGUAUGUCACUAAUGGUCAAACGUACACGGCAUCCGUCGUGGCUGGAGCCUCGUACACCGACUAUGUCGCCAACGGAGCAACCUAUAGAGUCUCCGUCGACGCCGCUGGAGUAACACAGACGGAUUACAACCCGGCUGCCGCCACCGAUGCUGCGGCCACAGCUACAUCAGCCAACGUUGCUGCAGUGAAUGGUACAGCGGCGACCGCCUCGGUAGCGACAGCUUCAGCUGCGACACUCACGGAAUAUGUUGCGAAUGGUCAGACAUAUACGGCGUCCGUCGUAGCUGGAGCAUCCUAUACUGAUUACGUCGCCGAUGGGUCAACGUACAGACAGUCUGUCGAUGCUGCUGGAGCAACCCAAACGCAAGUCCUCGCAGCUGGCGCCACAGCCGCAUCGAUCACGGAGUACGUCGCAUACGGAACAACUUUUACCGCUUCUGUAGUGACAGGAGCUACUUUUACCGAAUACGUCGCUGGCGGAUCUACUUACCGAGAAUACGUCGAUACCGCAGGAGCAACCCAGACCGAAUUUGUCGAUGCCGCGGGAGCCACAUACAGUGGUUAUGCGGUUGUCGCUGGAGCGACUUACACCGAAUACUUUGACGCCGCCGAUGCUACCGCGACCUCCCCGAAUAAUGUUCUGGUCGCAUCUAAUACUAACCUUGCAGUUCCCCUUUCUAUUUCCCCCGCUUCGACCCCGACCCUCGCUGCCGGCGCUGCUGCAGCUCCCGUGAACGCGGCUGAUCCGAAUGCCGUGGCUGUGGCUGAGACUGUUGCUGCUCCUGCGGCUUCGCCUGUGGCUGUUGGACCUAAUGGUGUGUGGAAUGAGUAUCCGGAUGGUAGUGCGAGAUGGGAAGAUGGGAGGAGGAUGCAGAUGACUUGGAGGGCUUGA
Molecule: messenger RNA, 3399 nt
Organism: Cercospora beticola
Lineage: Eukaryota; Fungi; Ascomycota; Dothideomycetes; Mycosphaerellales; Mycosphaerellaceae
Source: RefSeq, a predicted model, not a curated record